AUCAGUAAGUUCGGCUUCAUAAAGUAUCCGGUCUCCUUCCUUCCAGAGCUGUCUGCUCUGCGCCUACGUUCCUUCCUCGAAGUCGCAUAAACCAGGCCCGAGGCGUCUUUCCGCUGCUGAAACCACGAAUCCAGCUUGGAACAUCUGACGAGCAUCGCUCCUACAUUGUUCUAUACCGCAUCAAUCGUUUCAAUCAUAUGGCUGCAGCUGACGUACAGGCUCCGCCAGCUGAGCCUGCGCCUGCCUUACCCGACUAUGUCACCUCGCCCAACGCUGUCUUCGCUGACGAGGGAGUGGAAUGGCGCUAUGGGAAAGCGCCUGACUACAGUAAGACGCGCAAAGUAUGGGAAGAAGGCAAGAAGAUGAACCACGCAGCUGGAAGUCUUCCUCAGCUGGUAGAAAACCUCGUCAAGAACUGGGAAGUCGAAGCUUCCUUCAAGCCGCGGUUACAGGACUGGCGUACAAUCGACCACGCUAAUUACAGCUUUGCCAUGAACGGUGGGCCCGGCCAGGGUGCCGAGCACAUGCUGAAAGUCGGGACGUACAAUGCCAUCGUGGCACCCAACGAGUACUACAGUCCGGAGAACUCGGACUUCGCAUCGAGUCACAAGACGUUCAAGCGGAUGAUGCCGACGUUCGCUUGGGAGGUCAUUGAGGUCUACAGUGGUCCACCUAAGGUUGCCUUGAAGUGGCGUCACUGGGGUGUAAUGAAGAAUGACUAUGUGGGUUUCAAUGACAAGGGCGAGAAAGUCGUAGCAAAAGCACACGGCGGUCCUAUUGAGAUCUUUGGCAUCACCACAGCUACGGUUGAUGACAAGCUACGUCUUCAAGCGCUGGACACCUACUUCGACCCGCUCGACAUGUUCCGGCAGAUUGCACCGUAUGGAGUUGUCACUAAGGAGAAGAUGAAUCGCAACGUCGACUUCUCUGCGGCCAUGGACGUUGGCGCUAAUCACACGCCUGAGCAACAAGCCACUGACGGCGCGAAGAAGCCCGCUGACUUUUCCAAUGACGGUGUGAAGAUUGCAGAGCACUUCGGCAAGCCGCAACAAGACAACGAAAAGGAUGUGCAAGCGCCCGAGGCCGUAAUACAGAAGCACAUCUCGGAGAGCACUGGCAAGCCGGCAGAUGAGUUUGUGCCGCAUCAAGGAGCUGACACUGAAAAGUCAGCCGCUGCGUCUGCCCCAACGGAGCUUUCUGCGGCUCAGCAAGCCGUCGAAGCUGCCGCAACCCAUGGUGCUAACGCUGAGAUUGAGAAGCCAGCGUCGAACUACCACGAAGCCAAGAAAGAUACUGCACCGCAGGGCAUCAGCACCGACGUUCCUCGCUCCAUGUACUCCUCAUCCGUUACUGGUAACCUCGAGGAUAGAGUCCGAAUGGGCCGAACCGGCGACUUUCAGGACGAGUCGCGCCACAUCCGCGACGCGGUAGAUGAGCAUUUAGAGGGUCCCUCGGACAAGGUCCACCCUCACCCACACGACACUGAGCAGGCUGUGCAGCCACAGCCUGGUGAGGCUGUUGCUGUUCCGGCGCAGUCAGAGGAGACACGAGUAACGCAUGAGGAGAUGAGUAACAUUACGGCUGCCGAGUGCCCGUUCUUGAUGAACCGAGAGUAAGCGGGUGGACGCGCAAGGUCACCGUCCACGGCUGAGCGCGAUCUUGUGACAGGCGAUGGGAGUGCUUGGCGAUGGGAAGGCGCACGACACAUUGCGAUACUCUGGUUAGUCUAGGUGAACUGGUUCUGUACCUAUAACCAUCCAUCCCGAACGCUCUCUUGCAUCUGCUCAGUACUGGUUUGUGACCGUAUCGGCCAUCGUUAUGACUAUUCCUCAACUCGCCACUUUGCAAAGUUCGAUACGAGCGACCCAAA
Molecule: messenger RNA, 1870 nt
Organism: Baudoinia panamericana UAMH 10762
Lineage: Eukaryota; Fungi; Ascomycota; Dothideomycetes; Mycosphaerellales; Teratosphaeriaceae
Exons: 3
Coding region: 198-1616 (472 amino acids)
Source: RefSeq, a predicted model, not a curated record